AUGAUAUCGUCAGAUACCACCGGCAGCCUCGCCCCCGUGGACCACCUCGACGUCGUCCCCAACGAAGCCCUAGGCCCGUUCAAGCUCGGAGACUCGUUCUGGACGGUGACCGAGGUGUUGAAGAACUACCGGAGUACGUUCAGGGUGGUCGAUAUAUCCUGGGACGAGGAGAACCCCGCGUCGAGCACGAUCCUGCUCAAACUCGACGGUUACAUCACCCUCAUCUUCCCAUCCACUCCACCUCCGUCGAUACCCUCGCUAUCAACGCCAUCCUCGUCGUCAUCGUCGACGGUCAAGAAGUCUCAACCCAGGUUCACAUAUGCUGGCCAGACCCUACACUCCGCCCGCGCACCGCUGGAUAAGAACCGAGUUUCCACCCUUUUUGGACCUACGUUCGAACCCAAGACCAGUCCCGGUCAAGAGGAUUCAAGAGGAAGGAUGACUUGUUACCCCGGGAUCGGCUUCGAGUGGUCCUCAUCGGCCGGCCGGGACCCUAUCGCCAAAGCCAACACAGAGGAGGAAGAGGAGGAGAAGUGGACUUUUCCUAGGAAAUGUAUCAAGUUAUAUUUCCAUACGCAUAACGGCGAUCACGGUAAUGAUAACAACAACAACCCGUACCCGAUCGAGCUGCACCGAACGCUCGCUCAAGACCUCCUCUUAGACCUAGGUCCGCCCGCCCGGAAAUACACCAAACAGGACGGGCGGUUCGAAGGGAUGUACGGAGGGAAAGGAGGCGAGGAGGGAGGCAAGGUCUGGUGGAACUAUUUCCAUCUAGGUCUGGAUUUCUUGGUCGACGAGGACGAGGCAGGGGUCGUCGUCAAGGUCAUGGUGCAUUCGAAUAUCCCCGGUACGGCCUUGUUUCAGCGAUACGCACGGUGUCCAUGGGAGAUCGUUGUCCCCGGCAGCCCCACACGGACUGUGUAUUGUCGGGAUAGCUUGAAAGCGGCUACAACGGCGCUUUCCCAAGCGCACGGGAACGGCGUCCACACCGACACCUCCAAAUCGUCUAAAUCGACUGCAAUGGCUUCGAAACCCAAGGACAGGAACUCGAACUCGAACUCGCCAGCUGAGAUUGAAGCUGCGGCGAUGACCCUAGAUCGGACGACUGAACCCGGAUUCGAGGGGAUCAUCAACAUCGACCCUAGCAGGAUCGUCGCGCUCGAUGGCAUUGUACUCGAAGAAGGUCCGGGAGGAGCGGGGAUCGCCUCGGUGUUGAUCUGUUAA
Filobasidium floriforme is the source of this 1224-nucleotide messenger RNA. RefSeq lists its product as uncharacterized. Gene Ontology annotation, cellular component: trans-Golgi network. Lineage: Eukaryota; Fungi; Basidiomycota; Tremellomycetes; Filobasidiales; Filobasidiaceae. The coding region runs from base 1 to 1224 and encodes 407 amino acids. Gene Ontology annotation, biological process: Golgi to plasma membrane protein transport. The transcript is spliced from 7 exons. The record is from RefSeq and is a predicted model, not a curated record.